This is a messenger RNA of Pelagomonas calceolata, 3020 nucleotides long. The record is from the annotation of a GenBank genome assembly. Lineage: Eukaryota; Pelagophyceae; Pelagomonadales; Pelagomonadaceae.
GCCGGUUUGCCACAGCGUGCCGGCGCUGGCAUUGGGCAGCCGCGUGCGCCGAAGCGGUGGUGAAGUAGGGCCGCUGGGACGCCGGCGACGCGGCACGGCCACGGUUGCGCCCGCGCCGCGACUCCUGCGGCAGCGAGACCGCUUGGACCACUGCCCAAGCAAGCACCCUGCCCAAGCACCCAACGACAAGCCGCCGACGCACGGCUAAGAAGGAUGGCCGAGAACGCCUUCGCCCUCACGGCGGACGGUAUCGAAUUGAACGAAUUUGGGAAAUUAGAUAAGGAGGACUGGGACUGGGGCCACCUGCAGCCCGGGCAAUUUCGGUUCUGCUUUCUGCCGAGAACUCCACUCAGACGACCAGGGGACGGCGACGAGUCGAGCGACGUCUCCUCAGUAUCGAGUGACGGCAUGAUGGACCAGAUGGCCCACAUCGCCGAGGAGGGCCUGCACGCGGCCGGUGCGGCCAUGGGUGCGGCCGCGGGCGUCGUCGGCCAUGCUGCUUACGACGCCUCGGCCAAGGUCGGCCGGGCCAUGGCCAACGACCUCUUCGGCGACGAUGCUGAUCAAGUAGUACAUAAUGUGGAAGUAGCGAUCGAGGACGCGGAGCGCUACGCUGCCGAAAAGAUGGACGAAGCUGCGCAAGCGCUGCAUGCGGCCGAGGAGAAGGCUUCGGCCGUGUUGCACGCGGGCGAGGACCUCGCGAAGAAAGUGGGUGGUGAAGCGCUACAUGCUGUGGGAGACGUCGGCGGCAAGGCGCUGCACCUGGCCGACGACGCCGCACAGGCGGUCGGUGCCGAGGUGAUGAAGGAUCUGGGGAAAGUUGGGGAUGUCGUCGGUGGUCUCGGCACGGGCAUGUUCAACAAGGCGAAAGGCUUGGUGGGCGUCGCGGGAAACGAGGAGCUCAAGCACGCCACGGACGAGGACCUCGCGAAAUCCAAGGCCCAGGCGGGUCUGCAACACGCUACUGAGGCAGACGACGACUCGAUCUCCACCAAAAUGACUGAAGAGGGCGUCGCCGAGGCCAAGGACGAAGAACCAGAGAAGAAGAAGAAGCGCCGGUCCUGGUUCGGGUCUCGAGGGUCGCGGCCGUCGACGUCCGAGUCGCGACCGGGCACCGGCGACAAGCCCAAACGGCGAAGUUUCCUCUCCCGUUUUUCCAGAGGGAGUCGCGCGUCGACGCCCGGCGAAGGCGACGAGAGGCCUCGGAGUCGGGACGACGACGACACGCACACCUAUACCGAAACGAUUGAUGAUACCGCCUUCGACGAGACGACGUUGGACACCGAGGUCAGUGACUCAGCGUGAUUUCCAGCCUUUUCCAACUUCAACUUCGCGUCGAUGGCGUCAACGCGGUGCCACACCGCCGUGACGCCAUCUUCAUGAUCAUCAGAGAGUCUACGCGUCGCGUGCGGGAGCCGCGGCCGUGUCGCGACGCUGUCGUUCGACACAGGCCUACGAGCUGCGCGAGCGCGACCGGAAGCGGGCGAAAAAGGCCAUAAAAGACGCUCGGGAGUGGCUCAAGGACCCGACGCCGCUCUGGGCGCGGACGACGAACUGGCGGUUUGAUAUCUGUGUGGGAAUCACGCCACGCCGUCGACGCGGUGCGUCGAGUCGCGAUCUCGCCCGAAAUGCGCUCAAAUCGAAAAUGAGACCACCCACGGCCUCGUCUGACGGAGGCGAGUCGCGUCGAUGGCGUAGGACGCCACAGUCACCGGUCGAUGUCCACGCAGGUUGAUGCUCAAGGGGCCCCUCAAGGAACCGCUCGCGCUGCCGACGAAGGACGCGGCGAACGAACCUAUAGUGUAUCCGAAGCCUAUUGAAGAAUUUGAGGGUAUCCGAUCACUCAUCGAGAAUGUGGUAGCGUUCCUGAACCCUCGGUCGAUCGGCCGAGCGGUCCGACUCGGGAGGCGAUGGGCGGAAGUGGGUUAUGACGAGCCGCUCUACUACUGUUUAGUACAAGUCGGCCAACCGAGUGUGACGAUCUACGCGUUUCAAGCUCGAGUUGAUGCGGUGGUCCACACGGGCGAGGCGAUCCUCGCGAGCGGCGACAAGGGCGUGAGUGCGUUCCACGUCGACACGGGCGAGUUUUUAGGGAAGACGUCGAUCCGAGAUACCUCCGCAAUACCUACCUUGUUUAUUACGGGCCACUCGCUCUGGACUUGUAGUCGCAACGGGGCCAUCCGGGAAUGGAGUUUACCACAUGACGUGCGCAAUAUUGAAUUCAGAGCGCAAAUGUGGGAGCACAACGCCGAGGUCAACGACCUGACCUGGACGCGGAACAACCCGAUGUUUGGGGGUUCGGCCACGGAGCAUCCGCGGCUCGUGUCGUGUUCCGACGACCGCUCGGUAAGGGUCUGGGACCCCGACACGCACUGUUCCACGGCGGUGCUGAAUCCCUUUUCUCACCGAAGUGCGACGAUGCGGUCCGUGUACGUCUCGCAGGAGCAUCUUUAUGUUGGGGGUUCCGAUGGCACGGUUUAUGUGUACUCCGUGGACGGCUCGACGCGAUCCCUACGGAACAGGGAGAAGAAAAGAGUGGGAUUGGAGCUCAUCUACCCCCUGGAGACGGAGCUGAAGUCCGGGGACGACGUCGUCGGUGCGAUGGCGAUCGCUCAUGAGAGGACUGACAUGUCUCGGUUGUUCGUGACGUCCUGGUCCGGUACGGUAUAUGUCUGGAAAAUUCCGAAAGAGGAUCUGGACUAUGUGUUGAUCCAUGAGAUCCGGCACCAUACUCGUAGAAUCAACGACGUGUUGAUAACGCGGGCGCACUUCCUGACCUGUUCCGAUGACGGUACGAUACGGUAUUAUGGACUGUGUCACGGUGACCAGUACGAGAAGGCCUUGGAGAGGGUUGUUGAUUGCGGGUCUCGGGUCAAAUGUAUUCAUGUGACGCCAGGCGACCCGGGAGUGGUCGUGGCCGGUUUAGCUGAUGGACGGGUCCUGGUCUACGAGCUGGGGAACAUCAUGUAAGUUACUUUGUUUGUUCGAUGGCGUGGGGGGGGUGGCAAGUCGUCGUGGCG